AGCUAAUUUUUAAGCAGACAACCCUCGCUGCAAGGCUCUGCCUUCCUCCGGAGUCCAGGCAGCCCCAGCCAAUCUCUCCAGUCUCUCACAUGAUGAGAGGAAAGACUGAGAGCGAGUGACCUCACUAGUAUGCAGCCAUCCCACGAAAAACACACACACGAGGCAGGUAGCAGGGCAAGUGAGCGGGAGUGCUUGGCUGGGCUGGGCUCGAGCGUGGCAUGCAUUAACUCUGUUCUGACUACUACUACAGAGGAGGAAUGAGGGAGGAAGGCAGAAGAUAAGAAACAACAUAAACAAAAGCAAGCAACAGGGCUGAUCAAAUGAAAAAGGAAGAGGCCCCGGCUGGACCGGCAGUUCCUUCGGCGCUUUCUGAAUAUCCAAGUGAUUUUAUUUCCUAAAUUCUCCUCCCAGAAUGUGUUGAUGUUUCUGACCUUGCUGAUAGUUGCCUUGUUGGCUGGUCAUUUACCAAGUGGGAGUGAUCCCCAGCCAGUAUUAUGCAGUUCUAGGAAACAAAGACCUUUCUGGAUUCCAGAAAGUGACUGCAGUCGCUCUGAUGCUAAUUGUGUUGAACUCUGUGGAACCGAAGAAGAUGGUGUCUGGCUCACCUUAAAUAUCAACCACACAGUAGUUGAGGCAGGGCGUGGACGUCUCGAGGAGCUGCGGCAUUCUACCUGCGAAAAUCCUGCACAGGCGCAGUACCCAUUCUUAUGGAUGUCAAUGGAUCAAUACCACAUCAUUAGUUACAGCUGAAGAGCUUUGACCAGUUCAUCUGCAACCUGAUGUACGUGAGCUGGAGGAAGACACUCACUGAAUACCUCCAUGGCUACUACUUUCAUGGCCAGGUGUAUUAUACUUUGAAUGUGCUACACGAGGAGAUUGAUAAUCCAGACCAGCGAAUCAGUCAGGAUGUGGAAAGAUUCUGCAAACAGCUGAGCUCCAUGGCCAGUAAGCUGAUUGUCUCUCCCUUCACACUUGCAUACUACACUUAUCAGUGUUUUCACAGCACUGGCUGGUUGGGCCCAGUGAGUAUCUUUGGUUAUUUUAUCAUUGGGACCAUUGUCAACAAGAUCCUUAUGAGCCCCAUUGUUUCAAAACUGGUGCACCAGGAGAAGCUGGAGGGUGACUUCAGAUUUAAGCACAUGCAGCUACGAGUGAAUGCAGAAUCUGCUGCUUUCUACAGAGCUGGUCAAGUAGAACACAUGCGAACCAACCGCAGGCUGCAAACUCUGCUGCAGACACAGAAGGAGCUGAUGGGCAAAGAACUGUGGCUGUACAUGGGGAUCAACACUUUUGACUAUCUGGGCAGCAUCCUGAGUUAUGUGGUGAUUGCUGUUCCCAUCUUCAGUGGAGUCUAUGGUGACCUGGAUCCUGCAGAACUGAGCUCCUUGGUCAGCAAGAAUGCCUUUGUCUCCAUAUACCUGAUUAACUGCUUUAGCCAGCUCAUAGAUCUCUCCACCACUGUUUCUGAUGUAGCUGGCUAUACACACAGAAUUGGAGAGUUGCAGGAGACCCUGUUGAAACUUUCCAAGAAACAAAAAGACUGUGAAUGGCAGGCCAAAUGGAACUACAAUGAUGUUUCGAAAGAGGAGAUGAGCAAAAGCAGCACAGCUUUCCUCCUGGAGCAAGUCUCUCUCUCUGCCCCUUCUGAGAAGCUGCUCAUCAAGGACCUAAAUCUGAAAAUCACCAAAGGCAACAGCCUACUGAUUACUGGGAACACAGGCACAGGGAAGACAUCAUUGUUGCGUCUUCUUGGCGGCCUCUGGGAGAACAAGCAAGGGGAUGUCCACAUGCUGACUUGCUUUGGCCCCCAUGGUGUGGUGAUCUUGCCACAGCGGCCUUUCUUCACAGAUGGGACCCUGCGUGAACAGGUGAUAUACCCUCUGAAGGAGAUCUAUCCAGCUUCAGGGUCUGCCGAUGAUGAAAGAAUACUACGAUUCCUGGACCUGGCUGGGCUGUCUGAUUUGCUAGUGAGGACAGGAGGUUUGGACCAGCCAGUGGACUGGAACUGGUACGAUAUUUUGUCUCCAGGGGAGAUGCAGAGACUAUCCUUUGCCCGCCUCUUCUAUCUCCAGCCCCAAUAUGCAGUACUGGAUGAAGCAACCAGUGCACUGACAGAAGAUGCAGAGAACGAGCUGUACAAGAUCUGCACACAGCUGGGGAUGACUCUAGUCAGUGUGGGACAUCGCAGCAGCCUAGAAAAGUUUCACAGUUGGAUUUUGAAAUUGUGUGGAGAAGGAAAAUGGGAGCAAAUGCGAAUUAAAAAAGACUGAGCCCCUCCACAACUUAUCAUGGACAUCAACAAAAAGGCAGUUGACGCCUUUGAUGAUACGUUACCAAAGUGCCUUGGAAUCAACAUGCCUUAAGGGAAGCAUGGAAAAUAAGGCAUAUGGGGCCAAAAGACCUCCAGCUUUUACUGAAGGAAUGUGAGGAGGGACACUCAGGGAAGGCUAAGUUUUUAACAUCUUGUUGCCUUAAUUGUCUCCAGUCCAUUGUUCUGACCACUGUGUUGUCCCACUGAAGGUUUCACCCAGGGACAGAAAAUGGUCUCUUCUUCCGUCCUUGAAUCUCCUUUUAAAGUGAAAGUAACUGUGAUGGUGUUGAAGCUUUGCAGCAGAGAACUGGUUGGAGCUCUACUACUGGCCUGACACACACCCCAGGAUCAGUGAAUAUGGCAUGAUCUCUUCUGGCCUGAGCCUCAGGACCUGUAUUUGUUUCAGGCUUAGAGAUUUAGCCUCUUUGGGCAGAAGCCUCCGAAAAUCAAGACCACAUCUCUGCUUUGCUCAGAAGGUCUACUCUUAGUUGUCAACAGAUGAGUAAACCCAGCCCAGUGCUGUUCCAGUUUCUGCUGUUGGUGUCUACCUUGUGAGCCCUUUGGGGACAGGGAAUCAUCCUUUUAUUCUUUUUCUAUGUCAACUACUUUUAGAACAUUUUUUUAAAGCAGUAUGUUAAAAUAAAAGAUAUUAUUGUU
Hemicordylus capensis (graceful crag lizard) is the source of this 2968-nucleotide messenger RNA. RefSeq names its product ATP binding cassette subfamily D member 4 (gene ABCD4). The transcript is spliced from 20 exons. NCBI's taxonomy places the organism in Eukaryota, Metazoa, Chordata, Lepidosauria, Squamata, Cordylidae. Gene Ontology annotation, biological process: long-chain fatty acid import into peroxisome; very long-chain fatty acid catabolic process; peroxisome organization. The record is from RefSeq and is a predicted model, not a curated record. Bases 780 to 2270 code for a protein of 496 amino acids. Gene Ontology annotation, molecular function: ABC-type transporter activity; ATP hydrolysis activity; ATP binding. Gene Ontology annotation, cellular component: peroxisomal membrane.